This is a messenger RNA of Rotaria sp. Silwood2, 2811 nucleotides long. Lineage: Eukaryota; Metazoa; Rotifera; Eurotatoria; Philodinida; Philodinidae. The record is from the annotation of a GenBank genome assembly.
AUGACACCACUAACUCAUGAUAAUAUUCAUAUAAGAAAAUUCGAAUCUGCUGUUAAACAUCUUCCGAGAGAUAUGAAAAGAAUCCUUGAAGAAGAAUUAAGACAUUGUAAAGAAGAUAUUGAUCGCUCAAUUCGUGAUAAUGAUAAUAGAUUGAAUGAUACGUGUAAUAGUGACGAUUUAAAUAGUAUCAAAUCUCUUUUGGAAGAAUAUAAAAAUUCCGAUGAUAGUAGUUCAUCAAUGGUUACAAAUGAUACAGUUCAAGCAGUAGAGAAGAGUUUUGUUAAUUUAACCGAACAUAUGAAAUUUAGUAUUAAAAGUACAGAUACAGAUAAUGGUAAUAAUGCACCACGUUUAAUUGAUAUGCUUCCAGGAGAUUUCAAUCAAAAAAUUAGAACAUUAAACGAAAGACUAGUACAAUAUCUUGUUGAAUGUGAGAAAGAAUACAAAGAGGCUUUAGAGGAAUUAGAUGUUACAUCUCUUAAAGAUAUUUUAGAUACAUCACAACAAUGGAAUUCGUUAUUUAUAAAAAUACAAGAUCAUUAUAAUAUAUAUCAUACCAUUGAUGAUUCAGCAAAUGCCGUUCCUAUAACAAUAAAAAAAUUCGCACUUUUUCCAAAAAUUGUGGAAUCCAUUGCGCCUAGGAUUACAGAGUUGAGAAGGGAGUUGAUUCGUCAAGAACUUAUCAAUGAUCUCACUAAAGGAUUUAGUAAACAGAGAGAUGAAUUUUAUAGUAAAUUAAAUGAAAAAUAUAGCAUUCUUAGUAAUGCUAAACAAUUUAGUAAUUAUAAAAUAAAUUUUGAUGUGAUAAAUGCUGAGCAAGAAUGCCUAAAAUCAUUAGAAAAACAAAUUACAGAGAUAUCUUCUAAUGCUGAAACUCUUCUAAAUAGAUUUAUUAGAGAUGAAAACUUGAAUAGGCAGGAAUAUGAUAGUUUUAAUUUAUAUUAUAAUAAUAUGAUAUCAUUUAAAAACGAAAUGAAAAUAACAAAAUUUGAAAUUAGUCAUAAAACCGAAAAGAUUGAAAAUAAAUUUUUUGAAAAAAUUCGACAAUGGGAAGCCCAAAUAGAAUCUGCGACAAGAAUUGAUGAUGUUGCAAAGAUUUUAAUACAUAUGAAACAUGCUGCUGAUAAUAUUCUAUCAUUCAAGCCUAAAAUGCAUAAGAAAAUCGAUGCGAUACUCGUUGAGUUUAAAAAUAGAAAAAAAGAUCCGACAGCUUUUGGGAAAUUAGGCGUACUUUUAAAUCAAGAUGAAACUGGUAUAGGUCAGAGUAUUGUAGCAGAACAUACUGCAUUCCAAGGUUAUUCAUUGUCUUUGUUUAAUGAAAAAAGUCGAAGACAUGGAAUUGAUUAUGUACUAGAAAAUAUAUCCGGUGAGGUUUUAGACAAGAAGAAAUUGAAAACGAGAUAUGAGAAGUUUCAUGAUAUCUAUGACCGUUUAGUCAAACAGUAUCUCAAACUUAAUGUGGUAUUGGAUCCACUAAUUGCUGACACCAAACUAUUCGCUGGAUAUGUGAAACAGCAGCCAAAAGAUAUUCAGUGGGACUCCACUAUAAGAAAUAAAGUACCUGAGUUAGCCGCUCAUGUCUUUGCAUUAUGGACACUUCAAAAUGCACAGCAUUACUUUGAAGCUGAUGGUGUAGGCAAUAGAGAUAGCUACCUCUUUCAGCCUCAUACAGCUCAAGUUAUUUCGAUAUUUCGUAUGCUCGGUAUUGAUGAUACUGAAGAAGAAUUAAGUAAUAACUUAGUACAAAUAGGAACUGGUGAGGGAAAAUCUGUGACAUUAGGAGCAACAGCUUCAAUACUUGCAUUACUUGGCUUUGAUGUAUGUUGUGCAUGUUAUAGUGAAUACUUAAGUCUACUGGAUUAUACAGCAUUUGUACCAUUAUUCGAUUCAUUAGUAGUUGAACAAUUAAUUUCAAACGAUUCGAAUAUUGCUGUAGAAAACGCAAAAAUAAUCAAACGUCCGAAAAUAUUACUAAUUGAUGAAGUUGAUGUUUUCUUUAGUCGAGAUUUUUAUGGCAAUGUUUAUACACCUGCAGCUAGUUUAAAAGAACCUACAAUCACAUCAUUAGUCAAUUAUAUAUGGACACAGAGAAAAUCAAAGUUAAAUUUAAAUAAGAUUAAAGAAGCACAAGAAUAUAGAAAUUGUUGUGUUAGAUUUCCAAAAUGGGAAUCAUUAAUUAAAGAAGCUAUUAAAGAUAUGCUUUGUGACGUAAACAGUUUCGAGUCUCAUAAUUAUGUUGUUAAAGAAGAUAAAAUUGGAUAUAUUGAGCAGGAUAAUAUCAUAUACAAUGCUGCCUAUGGUUACAAAACAUUAUUUGCAUAUUAUUUUGAACAUGAAAAGGGUAAAAUAAGUAGACAAAGCUUAGAAGAUAAUAUAUGCAUACGAAUUAAAUGUGGUGAUUUUUCAUAUGCUGAAACACCCCUUCAAUUUCAAUAUAUCAUGGGUGUUACAGGAACAUUAGUAACUUUAAGUGAUCCAGAAAAAUCAAUUAUAAAAGAUGUAUAUAAAGUCAAUAAAACUACAAUUACUCCAUCAGUAUUCGGUGCAAAUAAUCUUAAAUUUACAAAAAAAGAUGACAUUAGGAUUGAGAGCAGUGAUAACUAUUUUAAUGUGAUAAUAAGAGAAAUCAAUGAUAGAUUAGUAGGAAAAUCGUCAGAAAAACGUGCUGUAUUGGUAUUUUUCGAAUCACAAAAGAAAUUAAAAACAUUUUAUGAAUCAAAAGCUUUAGAGUCUAUAAAAGACUCCGUUGUUUAUCUAACAGAAGAAGCAUCAUUAACAGAAAAAGAAAGUUUAAUUAAACGUGCGACAUGA